AUGCGACCAGACCCAGGAGAGCAGCCCGCUGCUCCCAGUGCGCCAUGGAGGGCCGGGUCAGCCUUUGUCAUGGGCGCCGUGGGAUUGCUCUGCCGCGGAUUCUUGAUGAUGAGCAAGACCGAGACGCAUGGGCUGGAUGAAUUCGUGAAGCUGUUGGAGGAGCGCGAAGAUGUCGAGGGCAGGCAGAAAGGGCUAAUUACAGUAUCGAACCAUGUCUCUGUACUCGACGACCCCAUGGUUUGGGGCAUACUGCCGUUGUCUUACAUGUUCAGCCCUGAUAACCUGCGAUGGGGUCUGGGAAGCUACGACCUGUGCUUCACCAACAAGGGUCUUUCAACUUUCUUCACUCUCGGCCAAGUCCUUCCCACGCACCGUUUGGCGCAUUCGCAGUUCGGCGGCCUCUUCCAGCCUACCAUAACGCAAGCGAUACGGCUGCUAUGUCGCGGUCCCUUCCUCAACGCAAGCGAUCACUUGGAGAAGCCGUCCAAGUCCCUCCGCAGCCCAGACGUCUCCGACCCUUUCAGCGGCGGUCAUCUUACAUUCUCGACGAACGGCACCGAUACGUUCCCUUCGCCGUCAGCAUACCUCACGCGCCGCCAUGCUUGGGUUCACAUCUACCCGGAAGGCAUGAUACACCAGCACCCAGACAAGACCAUGCGCUAUUUCAAGUGGGGAGUGUCGCGACUGAUACUGGAGAGUGAACCUCUGCCGGAUAUUGUUCCGAUGUGGAUUGAGGGACCGCAGGACGCCAUGAGCGAGGAGCGCACAUUUCCGCGCUUCCUGCCGCGACCGGGCAAGAACAUCAGCAUCACUUUUGGCGACGUACUAGACGGAGAGAAGGUUUUUGGAGACUUGCGCGCACGUUGGAAACAGAUACAUGCGCAGGAAGAGAAGAAGAGCGGCAAACUAGAGGUGGGCGUCCUCAACGACAGUCUCAAGUAUUCGGACGAGGUGAAAGAGCUCCGCAAGGAGUGCACGACGAGAGUACGCAACGCCGUUUUAGAUGUACGCCGAUUGCGCGGUCACCCUGAAGAAGAUCCCAAGGCAGGCCUUGCGGAGACGUGGCUAAGAGAGGGACCCAAGAGGGAGGGCAGGAAAGAGGACGGCAGCAUCACCAAGGACACCUGA
Molecule: messenger RNA, 1128 nt
Organism: Didymosphaeria variabile
Lineage: Eukaryota; Fungi; Ascomycota; Dothideomycetes; Pleosporales; Didymosphaeriaceae
Gene: TAZ1
Product: Lyso-phosphatidylcholine acyltransferase
Exons: 4
Coding region: 1-1128 (375 amino acids)
Biological process (GO): cardiolipin acyl-chain remodeling; inner mitochondrial membrane organization
Cellular component (GO): mitochondrial membrane
Molecular function (GO): 1-acylglycerophosphocholine O-acyltransferase activity
Source: RefSeq, a predicted model, not a curated record